Branchiostoma belcheri (Belcher's lancelet) is the source of this 1540-nucleotide messenger RNA. RefSeq names its product WD repeat-containing protein 18-like. Gene Ontology annotation, biological process: rRNA processing; DNA-templated DNA replication. The record is from RefSeq and is a predicted model, not a curated record. Bases 27 to 1352 code for a protein of 441 amino acids. The transcript is spliced from 10 exons. Gene Ontology annotation, molecular function: protein binding. Gene Ontology annotation, cellular component: nuclear pre-replicative complex. Lineage: Eukaryota; Metazoa; Chordata; Leptocardii; Amphioxiformes; Branchiostomatidae.
UGUAAUCGUCCAGUGACCUCUCCAAAAUGGCUGCCCACGUGUUGGAAGCGGCGCUGACCAGUGAUACUUCUGGACAGUUGUGGAGCUCUUGUCUGUGGGAUCUUCAGUCCGGCACGACUCUCGCCACGUACAAGGGAGACGGCAGCGGCCCGAGAGGCCUGUGUCUGCUCGGGAACCAGUACCUGCUGAGCGCCGCUAACAACAAACCGCUCAUACAUGUAUGGGCUCUGCAGAGACGGGACCAUGUUCAACAGCGAAUGGUGUGUGGCGGUCGGGUUUCGGCCAUGGCGGUGUCACCUGAUGGGAACUUUGUAGUCGCUGGCAUCGCCGAGAAGAUCAACAUUUGGCAGGUGUGUACAGGUAACUUGUUAUCUGUCCUGACUAGACAUUACCAGGGUGUGACCUGUCUCAGUUUCACAGACGAUGGAAGUCACUUCCUGUCAGCCGGAGAUGACAACCUGGUCCUCGUCUGGCCUCUUCACAGUGUCCUCUCAGGUGCCAGUACUGCAGUAGGCCAUAGUCCGGAACCCAGGCACACCCUGUCACACCACUCCCUGCCUGUCACAGACCUGUACUGUGGCUGUGGUGGACUGCAGGCCAGGGCAGCGUCUGCAUCUCUAGACCAGACCUGCAAGUUAUUUGAAGUCUCUUCAGGCCAGGUCCUUCUGUCAGUUUCGUUUGACGUCAGUAUAACCUCUGUUACCAUGGAUACAGCUGAGACACGCCUCUUUGCAGGAGGCACCAACGGAAACAUCCACCAAGUCAACCUGCACGCUCAGCCUGUCCAGAGAGAAAAGCACAUUGAAGACACAGAUGAUGACCAAGGUCAAAUUUUCAAAGGACAUGGUAAACAGGUGACAUGCUUGUCGGUCAGCAUGGACGGCAGUCAGCUGUUGUCUGGGUCACAUGACCACUCGGCCAGACUGUGGGACAUUCCCAGCAGGCAGUGUGUCAGGACCUUCUCUCACAAAGGUCCAGUGACCAAUGCCAUGCUGCUGCAGCCCCCCUCCCCCAUGUUGUCAGGCAGAGGGAAGCCCAGUGCUCUGCUUCAACCCUUCAAACGUCACCUUCACACUCAGGGACAGGGAGAAGACACAGAGGAAGGGACUAGAGACACUGUAGACAUCAGAUUAGGACAGUAUCAAAAGGGUAUGGUGUCUGAAGGGUUGCUCCAGAACUACAGUGAACUUAAAAGAGUGCACAGUUACACCGAACAGAAGGAUAUUCAGGAGAAAAGUGAGCAUGUGAGUAAACAGGACUUAGAGUUUGAAGUGAAGAGGUUGAAGCACAUCAACCAGGAGCUGUAUCAAUACGCCGCACAGAAUAUAUUUAACAGCAAAGGAACAAGCUGACACAGCAAUACCUUGAUUCAUGAUGUUUGGUACUACUGAAGAGCUGAAUAGAUAAAAUUGGUUCCAAAGUUUUGAGUAAAAUUUCAGUAAGAUUUGACAAGCAUAUAGCAAAGGAUUAAAGACAGUGAGUGAUAUACAUGUAGCCAUGAUCUGCUAACAUCUGUGUCCAUAAUAUCACCAGGGUCCAU